Pelobates cultripes (western spadefoot toad) is the source of this 1764-nucleotide messenger RNA. The record is from the annotation of a GenBank genome assembly. Lineage: Eukaryota; Metazoa; Chordata; Amphibia; Anura; Pelobatidae.
AUGGCACCCAGUGGACUCAAAGCAGUGGUGGGAGAAAAGAUCAUGCAUGAUGUUAUCCGCAAAGUGAAGAAGAAAGGAGAAUGGAAGGUGCUGGUGGUGGAUCAGCUCAGUAUGCGCAUGUUGUCUUCAUGCUGCAAGAUGACCGAUAUCAUGACAGAAGGGAUUACAAUUGUCAAAGACAUUAACAAAUGAAGGGAACCAAUCCCCAGUCUGGAGGCGGUGUAUCUGAUCACACCUUCUGAGAAGUCUGUUCACUCUCUCAUCAAUGAUUUUAAAGAUCCUCCUUCAGCUAAAUACAGAGUAGCUCACGUCUUCUUUACUGACUCCUGCCCUGACACCUUGUUUAAUGAGCUGGUCAAGUCUCGGGCAUCCAAAGUUAUCAAGACCCUCACUGAGAUCAACAUCGCAUUUCUCCCUUCUGAGUCCCAGGUGUUCUCCCUGGAUUACCCAGACUCCUUCCACAGUUUUUACAGCCCCCACAAGGCACAGAUGAAGAACCCUAUCCUGGAGCGCCUCGCUGAGCAAAUUGCCACUUUAUGUGCCACUCUGAAAGAGUACCCAGCUGUGCGCUACCGUGGAGAUUACAAGGAUAACGCAAUGCUUGCGCAGCUGAUCCAAGAUAAACUGGACACUUACAAAGCUGACGACCCUACCAUGGGGGAGGGUCCAGACAAAGCUCGCUCACAACUUAUCAUUUUGGACCGUGGGUUUGAUCCAUCUUCACCAGUCCUACACGAGUUAACCUUCCAGGCCAUGAGCUAUGACCUCCUGCCUGUAGAGAAUUAUGUCUACAAAUACGAAACAAGUGGUAUUGGUGAAAAUCGAGUAAAGGAGGUCCUUCUAGAUGAAGAUGAUGAGCUCUGGAUGACCCUGCGUCACAAGCACAUUGCCAAAGUGUCCCAGGAAGUUACUCGCUCACUAAAGGACUUCUCUUCCAGUAAACGGAUGACCACUGGUGACAAGGCCACCAUGAGGGAUCUUUCCCAGAUGCUGAAGAAAAUGCCUCAAUAUCAGAAGGAGCUGAGCAAGUACUCCACUCACCUACACCUGGCGGAAGACUGCAUGAAGCACUACCAAGGCACUGUGGACAAACUCUGCCGCGUGGAACAGGACUUGGCAAUGGGCACUGAUGCUGAGGGGGAGAAGAUUAAAGAUCCUAUGAGGGCAAUUGUUCCAAUCUUAUUGGAUGGAAAUGUCAGCACCUACGAUAAGAUACGCAUCAUUCUCUUUUACAUCUUCCUUAAGAACGGCAUCACUGAGGAGAAUCUAAACAAGCUGAUCCAGCAUGCCCAGACCCCACCAGAAGACAGCGAGAUUAUCACCAACAUGGGUCAUUUAGGUGUCCCCAUCAUCACUGAUUCCACACUCCGACGCAGAAGCAAACCUGAUUGCAAGGAGAGAAUUAGUGAACAGACCUACCAGUUGUCUCGAUGGACCCCAGUGGUCAAAGAUAUCAUGGAGGACACCAUUGAGGACAAGUUGGAUACAAAGCACUAUCCUUACAUCUCUACACGUUCCUCUGCUUCAUUCAGUACAACAGCUGUAAGUGCUCGCUACGGACACUGGCAUAAGAACAAGGCUCCAGGGGAAUAUCGUGCCGGACCUCGCCUGAUUAUCUUCAUCCUGGGAGGAGUGGCCCUUAGCGAAAUGCGUUGUGCAUACGAGGUGUCACAGGCUAGCGGCAAGUGGGAGGUCCUAAUAGGAUCUACUCAUGUUCUCACCCCUCUCUCAGAAACUCUUGGAUUCUUUGAAGAGGUUGAAUAA